This is a messenger RNA of Hyaloperonospora brassicae, 771 nucleotides long. The record is from the annotation of a GenBank genome assembly. NCBI's taxonomy places the organism in Eukaryota, Oomycota, Peronosporomycetes, Peronosporales, Peronosporaceae.
AUGGUCGCCAAUGGCUAUACCCUUACAGACGUCCUCCGCAAGGAGAUCUGCAUGGAGAAGAAGAGACGUCCAUGCAUCACCCAGGAAGCUGUGUGUAUGUGGAUGCUGGACGAGCAUGGAGUCACGAUCACCCAAAGGAUAAUCAGCAACGUCCUGAAGCGUUCUGCAGACCUGCUAGGUCAAGCCAUGAGCAAUUCAGCCCUCCAUUCCAAGCGGCAGCGUGCGAUUACGUACCCACUGGUGGAGACGGCGCUUGCUCGGUGGGUUAUUGAGUACCGGGUUGUUGUCAACAUCAGCGGACACCUGAUCUAUGAAAAAACGGUAUCUUUUAUGAAGACGCUGUAUCCAACCGUCAAGGAUGAGGAUGAACUCGCAUUCUCAAUCGUUUGGUUGCAGAAAUUUAGAAAUCACCACGGCAUCCGCAUGCACCGUCGCUUUGGCGAAGUCAAAUCUGUCGACGUCAAAGCACUGGAGGAGCGACUGCCGAAAAUGCGCGCUCAAUUGGACCAGUACAACGCCGCCGAUAUCUACAACAUGGAUGAGACCGGCCUGUUCUACCGAAUGCAGGUAGAUUCAUCGCUUUCGACACACCAGCUGGAGGGUCCGAAGCAGAGCAAAGAGCGGAUUACGAUGGCCAUCUGCAGCAACACAGACGGAUUUGACGAGUUUCCGCUGUGGGUCAUCGGAAAGUUCCUAAACCCACUCUGUUUCAUAAAUGUGGACCGCAGAAACCUGAGCGUUACCUAUCACGCCAACAAAACGAGUCGAUGA